AACGAGCUGCACACAAAGGUAGCAUCCGCUGUCGGACAGCCUGAAAGCAACAAGCUUGACCGGACGAAACGCUCACUGCUGCAGUGUCGUGCACUCUGAUUUGACUGGACUAGCAACAAAACGAGCAUAUUUAAUCCUCACUAAGCGUUGUGUAGGCUGCUUGUAAGGACACCUGCAGUGGUCAAAGUCCGGACUCUCCGUGGCAGGGCAUAUCAUCCCUGGAAGAAGAAACCAUUUACGUAUCGAGGAAAACAAUCUGCACUUUCAGAGUUGAACUGGAGGAAGGAAGAUGUCGGCGGUUUAUAAAGAUGCCCAGGAGGACUGGCUGACGGUGUGUCUCAAGUACCUGCUCUUUGUUUUCAACUUUCUCUUCUGGGUGGGUGGAGCAGCUGUUUUGGGUGUAGGAGUCUGGACACUGGUGGAGAAGAGUGACUACUUGAGCCUGCUGGCCUCCAGCACUUUUGCUGUAUCAGCAUAUAUCCUCAUCCUGGCCGGCAGCCUGGUGGUGGUUACGGGCUUCUUGGGCUGUUGUGCUGUCAUCCGGGAGCAGAGAAGCUGUCUAUCCAUGUAUUUCUUCUGCCUGCUGGUGAUCUUCUUGAUUGAACUGGUGGCUGGAGUGCUGGCUUAUGUCUAUUACCAGAGGCUGAGUGAGGAGCUGAAGCAACAUCUCAACCAGACUAUGACAGACAACUACGCUCAACCAGGGAAGGAGGCCAUCACAUUAGCUGUGGACAGACUACAACAGGAUUUCAAGUGCUGUGGCAGCAACAACUCCCAUGAUUGGAUGGUGAGUGCAUACAUUUCAUCAAAGGUGGCAGAAGGCAGGCUGGUGCCCGACAGCUGCUGUAAGACAGUUACCCUUUAUUGUGGCAAGAGAGACCACCCCUCCAACAUCUACAAGGUGGAGGGUGGUUGCAUCACCAAGCUGGAGCAGUUUCUGGCUGACCACCUGUUGGUCAUUGGUGCUGUGGGAAUAGGAGUGGCUUGUCUGCAGCUGGCCGGUGCAGUCUUGACAGCCUGCUUUAUCUAUCUGCUCUAUAAAGAAGAGGAAGACGACUUCGGUGCAUUGUGAUUUAGUUCAACAGCGUCUUUGUGGUUUAAUCAACUGGAGAUUUGAGAUCUGUGGGAUGGUGUUCACCAGCUGCUUGUACAAAAGGAUCAAGAUGGACCCUUACUAAGUACACCAGGCCCCCCUGACACACCACCUUCAACAGGCAGACGGAAUAAUGACCUGCUGACACCUUAACUUCAACCUCUGAAUCUUGAACCCUGACCUGGUGAUAUAAUCCAAAUGCACAGACCCAUUCCAGGUCCAUCACAGUCAGAAACAAAUUGUGCCAUUGACCAACCUCUUGUACAGUAUUGUAGUGUACUGUAUGUUACAAUGUACUUUAUGUACAUUCAUAUAUUUGUGAUACCUGACUGAUCCAAGCCUACUGGAACAACAUGUCUGUUUGCGUCAUUGCCUUGGCUUGGAUGCAUGCUUUAGUUUGAGCAGGACGAAAGAAAGGGACAUACAUUCCCAUAAUGCAUUCUACUCUGUUCAACUACUGAUGAUCUGAUGUUCUCACUGUGCAGAAAUUUAUAGUAGUGUGUUUUUUGGGCCAUUCUAGUACUUGAGUAAGGGCACAGUGUAAAAGGGCAAAGUGUACGCUGGUGUCACUUGAUGAAGAAAGGUAAUUUAUGGUAAUAUCUUUGUGAACACAAUGUAUCUUUUUCACAAUCCUGCUGUUAAAUAAUUACGUAUUAAUUCUGUGGCUGAAAUCUUGUAAAGGGAGCUGACUGCGCUGUUUUAAAUGGCAGCAAAUUAACUCAAGUUUACAACUCUUUACAUUUUUACUGAUGUCUAUAUUCCUGAGCACUGAAUGGUGAACUGUAGCAUAGUUAUUUAAAUGAACUGAACACCAAUGGUAACAAUCAAGUGUAUGGCUACAAACAAUAAGGUCUUCCCAGACAGUCUAUUAACUAAAUGAAAGUCAUUUUCUCAAAAGGUUGCCAGAUCCCUGAAUGUAUAGCUCCAUCUAGUGGUUGGCACUGCCCAUAUAUCAUGUGUGUGAUGUUAUAACUGUAUGCUGCACUUGUGUUCUGAUACCAUAGUAUGAAAUUCAGAAUUUCACAAUACAUCAGUAUGAAGUAUUUAUCUUAAUAUGUAACACUAAAGAUAUAUAUAUACAUGUCAGACGCUAGAUUGUAACAUUAACACACAUUGCCUUCUCUGAAUUUUAGACUUUAUUUUCAUACCUUCCAAGACACACUGAGGAUUUAUUCUCUACAGUGAAGAAGCUGACUUCUACUAUAGAAAGCUUUUGGUUUUUCUUUACUGCUUAAUUUAUCCCUUGCCUUCCUCCAUAGCUAUUACAUAAUUAACAAUGAGUGGCCUUGUUGCCACUAUUCUGUAGAGGUGGUAAGUCUUGGCUUUACUCUUGUGGAUCAUAAGUAAGUAAGUAAUAAAUAUGUACUGUCUGGAAACAGCUGUUUCUGUUUCAAAGAUGAAAAAGUGAAAUAUCUAUUUAAUUUUUCUGUUCAUUUAAAUCCUUUACAACUAACACCUUUGCGAAGACUACUCUGUAAGGGGACCUCAUAGAAUUUUUAAAAAUAAUUUCCCCCUGAUUUGACUUACAAAAGAAGGGUGCUAAUGUCUGUGUAUAUAUUGUUGUUGAUAGGAUGAUGAAAAAACAUAACCAUGUGCUCCAACUACUAAUUGUGCUAUUGAAAAGAUUGAUAUGAAACUCAAAUAAAUAUUGUCGCAUUAUA
Micropterus salmoides (largemouth bass) is the source of this 2754-nucleotide messenger RNA. RefSeq names its product tetraspanin 11 (gene tspan11). Lineage: Eukaryota; Metazoa; Chordata; Actinopteri; Centrarchiformes; Centrarchidae. The record is from RefSeq and is a predicted model, not a curated record. The transcript has 10 exons. The coding region runs from base 290 to 1072 and encodes 260 amino acids. Gene Ontology annotation, cellular component: membrane.